UGCCAUCUCUUCUUAAUUCUAUAUAAAAGAAAAGGAAAAUCAUAGACAAGAAAAAUAUAAAUGAAUACUCCUUUCUGUGACAUCUGUCUUGUGAUGUGAGGUUAUGGUUAUGUAUGUUUUUGUUAAGUUGAAAGUUGAUUUUCUGUUGGUAAAUCAUUGAAAAAUAUGAGUUCUGCAAGUAAAGUAGGCGAAAUAUUUACAGCUGCAGGGCAAGCCUUUAACAGGCUGGGAGAUCUCACAAUGCAAUUACAUCCCCAUUCGGAAUCUCCUACCGGAAAGUGGACAGAUGAAGAAAUUGAAAUGCUCAGGCAAUGCGUUACACAAUUCUCAGAUGGACUAAAUCAAAUAAGCGAACACAUCAAACGACGCACUGUAUCGCAAAUAAGGACAGCAUUGAAGAAGAAAGCCUUCGAAGACUCGGGGCUGCCAGUCAAUAAACCAGCGCCAACUACACAACCGGCUUCAACAACAGUACAGACUUCACCAAAUCAACAACAAUCCUCAACCAAACAGGAGGUGACUUUGAAUAUGCUCAAUGCUGCAGAAUCGGAGGUUGAUGUUGAGGGGCUUCACGAGGAAGUUAAGCUGGAGUUUGAUGGAAGUAAUGAGGCGGUUUCAACUUAAAUCUAUCGAAUAAAUAUCCGGAUUUGAAUGAAUGCAUAAUAUUUUGUAUAUAUAUUAUUUGGAUAAGUUUACUCUUUAAGUCAAUAACGUGAAUUUUUAAUGAAAUAGUAUUAAUUUUGUGACCUAAAAAACGUUUUUCUUUUAAGUAUCUUGAUCCUUACAUCCUCUGCUGAAGUUUUUUUGAAUAAAUACAU
Ceutorhynchus assimilis (cabbage seed weevil) is the source of this 818-nucleotide messenger RNA. NCBI's taxonomy places the organism in Eukaryota, Metazoa, Arthropoda, Insecta, Coleoptera, Curculionidae. The record is from the annotation of a GenBank genome assembly.